CUUGCUACUCUGACUUUCUGCGGCGAGCUUGAUUACUGGAAUACAUUUUACUUUUAAAGAUCUGAAAGGUGGGCAGCUUCUUGCCUGAUGUAUUGUCAGUGUCAUGUGUCAGUGACAUCAUUCAAGCUCUUUAAUACGUGGUGUCACAUCUGAUCUGAGGUGUUGGACUGACUCAUUAAAGAAAGAAUUUUCUACAUAAUCGACAAUGACGUGGACAGUGACUCGCAGUAACCUGGUUUUAGGAGUCUAUGGAUUCACUCUCAUCACAGGUCUGCCUGCCAACCUCCUGGCUUUUUACACCUUCUUCCGGAAGAUCCGCAAGAGGUCCACCCCUAUGGAUGUCUUUCUACUGAGUUUAACUAUUUCAGACCUGGUUUUCCUCUUCUUUCUGCCGUUUCGUAUGAUAGAGGCGGCAAAAAUGAAGUGGACGCUGCCGUUCUUCCUCUGUCCGCUGACGGGUUUGGUUUUCUACGCCAUCAUCUGCAACAGCACGUUUCAUCUGACGGCCAUCAGCAUCGAGCGCUACCUGGGUGUGGCCUUCCCCAUAAAAUACAAGUUAAAACGCAAUUCCAGAAAUGCAGUGAUCGCCGUCGUCAUAUUCUGGAUCUUGUCGAUGGCACAAUGCAGCAUCGUCUACGUCAUCCAAUACUACGAUCAUUCAAACCCGAACAUGACCGACCCAUCCAUGAGGAACACCUGCUAUGUGGAAUUCACUCCCGAACAGCUGAGAAUCCUCCUGCCGGUUCGUCUGCAGCUUUUCGUCGUCUACUCCUGCAUUCCUAUCCCCAUCUGCUGCUUUUGCUACUUCAGAUGCAUCCAGAUCCUCACCAAUCUACCCAACGUCAACUCCAUGAAGCGAAUGAGGUCUAUCGGGAUGGCGCUGGGAACGCUGCUGAUCUUUAUUGCCUGCUUCAUGCCCUUUAGCAUAUCCCAUGUUGUAGGAUAUGUUAACAACCAAAGCCCCGAAUGGAGGGAGUAUGCGCUGCUUUUCUGCACGCUAAACGCGUGUCUCGAUACUUUCAUAUUCUACUUUUCUUCUUCGACGUUCAGAGAGAUUUUCAAGAGCAUCUUGCGAGAGCUGCUCAGGCGCUUGGCCAUGCUUGGCUGCCACUCAGUUCUCUACUGCCCCCUGUUGAGAAGUGGGACACCAGAGGAGAGAACACAGAGAUCUUAUGACAGUUCCCACUGACGGUGCUGGAUGUGUUGAGUCCUGUGGCUGAGUAUGAAGGAUUGGGAGGAUCUCUGAGGCUUAGAUAAGCACGAGUGCUAUGCUUCUUUUUGCUUAUGUUUAAUAUUUAUAUACAGUAUUUAUAUCAUAGUCAACCAUUGUCAGUAGAUGUAAAUCAACGCCAAUCCCAGUGUUUUGUAAUUCUGAUGCACUGAUCUGACCGAAGUUACAUUCUUAGUAUUCAGACCACAGAGAUGCUCAAACAGAUGCUGAUUGCAAAACUUUGCACAUUCUGAUGUAACCCUGCCUGUGAAAACCCAGCUAAAGUCAUUUAGUAGGAACUCACUGUUUCUACUUGAAACUAUUCUGUGAAAAUAUAACCUUAUCCCAUUAUUAGAUUAUGAAACUUUAGUCUGGAUUUAACAGACAGUGUCUCAUAGUUUAAAUAUUCACAAGAUG
Misgurnus anguillicaudatus (oriental weatherfish) is the source of this 1627-nucleotide messenger RNA. RefSeq names its product free fatty acid receptor 3-like. Gene Ontology annotation, cellular component: plasma membrane. Gene Ontology annotation, molecular function: G protein-coupled receptor activity. The record is from RefSeq and is a predicted model, not a curated record. NCBI's taxonomy places the organism in Eukaryota, Metazoa, Chordata, Actinopteri, Cypriniformes, Cobitidae. Gene Ontology annotation, biological process: G protein-coupled receptor signaling pathway; cellular response to fatty acid.